Molecule: messenger RNA, 1221 nt
Organism: Microthlaspi erraticum
Lineage: Eukaryota; Viridiplantae; Streptophyta; Magnoliopsida; Brassicales; Brassicaceae
Source: the annotation of a GenBank genome assembly
AUGACUCUUCUUCACUUGUCUCUCUCCCUCUUCUCAUGUCUCUUCCUUGUCCUAUCUCCGACCUUCACUUCCUCCACUCCGGUCUCCGACCCUGAACUCGUAGUUCAAGAAGUAAACGAGAAGAUUAAUGCGUCUAGGAGGAAUCUUGGCGUGCUCUCAUGUGGGACAGGAAAUCCAAUAGACGACUGUUGGAGAUGCGACCCGAAAUGGGAGAAAAACAGACAACGACUAGCUGAUUGCGGGAUUGGCUUUGGCAAACACGCAAUCGGUGGUCGUGACGGCAAGAUCUACGUUGUGACCGACUCGAGCGACAAAGACGCUGUAAACCCUAAACCUGGAACCCUAAGACACGCGGUGAUCCAAGACGAGCCGCUAUGGAUCAUCUUCGCACGUGACAUGGUCAUAAAUCUGAAAGAAGAGCUGAUCAUGAACUCGUUCAAGACCAUAGACGGCCGUGGAGCGAGCGUACACAUCGCCGGCGGCGCGUGCAUCACCGUCCAGUACGUGACCAACAUCAUCAUCCACGGGGUCAACAUUCACGACUGCAAGAGGAGAGGUAAUGCUUACGUGAGAGACUCUCCGUCGCAUUACGGGUGGAGGACGGCGUCUGACGGUGACGCCGUCUCGAUAUUUGGCGGCUCUCACGUGUGGGUUGACCACUGCUCGUUGUCUAACUGCGCGGACGGUUUGAUCGACGCGAUUCAUGGAUCAACGGCCAUUACCAUCUCUAAUAACUACUUGACGCACCAUAAUAAAGUGAUGCUUUUGGGACAUAGUGACUCGUAUACGAGAGACAAGAACAUGCAAGUCACCAUUGCCUUUAAUCAUUUUGGUGAAGGUCUUGUUCAGAGAAUGCCAAGAUGUAGACAUGGAUAUUUUCAUGUGGUGAAUAAUGAUUAUACACAUUGGCACAUGUAUGCAAUUGGUGGAAGUGCUGCUCCAACUAUUAAUAGUCAAGGCAAUAGGUUUCUUGCUCCUAACGACAAAGUCUUCAAAGAGGUGACUAAAUACGAAGAUGCACCACAAAGCAAAUGGAAGAACUGGAAUUGGAGAUCAGAAGGUGAUUUGUUCCUAAACGGUGCGUUUUUCACGCCUUCGGGUGGACGAUCCUCUUCGAGCUAUGCCAAGGCUUCGAGUCUAUCGGCUAGACCGUCCUCACUGGUGGCGUCAGUCACAGGCAAUGCUGGUACACUUUCUUGUAUAAAAGGAUCUCGAUGCUAA